Messenger RNA from Brassica rapa (field mustard), 3711 nucleotides. RefSeq lists its product as uncharacterized. Gene Ontology annotation, molecular function: zinc ion binding; nucleic acid binding. Lineage: Eukaryota; Viridiplantae; Streptophyta; Magnoliopsida; Brassicales; Brassicaceae. The record is from RefSeq and is a predicted model, not a curated record.
UAAUUGUUGGGGAAUUGCCACUAAUACCACUUUCCUAAUACCACUUUUCAACUUUACACUUUUCAAAUUUACCUUUAAAAUUUUAGUAGGUAAAGUACCAUUAUACCCUUAUUUAAUCAAACAUAAACAUAAGUCUUCUCCCACAAGAAAUUGAAAAUUCAAAAACCCCUAAUCGAGAGAUUGAUUCCGGCGAUCGAGAGAUUCCAACGAGAGAUCGAUUCCGGCGAGAGAGAUCGAUUCCUUCGAGAGAGAUCGAUUCCGGCGAGAGAGAUCGAUUCCGGCGAGAGAGAUUCGAUCCGUCGAGAGAGUUUCGACGACUUCAGCCAUUUUCACCGGCGAGAUUUGAUUAUUCAGGCGACAUUGACGUCCGACGAGAUUUGGCGUAGACUACAAGCUCAAUCGAAUCAAUCUCUCUUCACGAACGUAACAAAGUUAUGGUGUUCGAAAUUUGUUCUAUAUGUGGAGAAUGGAAACUAAUAAAUGGAAUUCACUGGGAUUUCAUAGUGGAUGAUCAACGAGGAUCCUCUCUUAGUAUGAUUCAUGAAGAUAUCAGCUACAAUGAUUUGAUUGUGGCUGUUUUAGAAGAUUUUGGAAUUGAUGGCAACAGAAACAGUGUAAAUCUUAGCUAUGCCUCACCUUCAAAAUUAAACUUUGGUACAAAAGAGCUUCCUCCAGCAUUUAUUAGGAAUGAUCGUCAAGUAACAUCUUAUCUGAGCAAACUUAAGGAGAAUGGAGACCUUCAUCUAUGUGUAACCAUUAAGAGAAGAACUCAAUUAUCACCAAUGAUUAUGUCAAAUAUGAUCCAGCCACGGGGUGGAAAUAGUAAUCAUGAUUUGCCUAUUGCUGGAACUAGUAAUCCGCGUGAGACAGGAACACAAAAAUCACCAUUGAUUAUGUCAAACAUGAUUCAGACACAAGAUGAAAUUUCUAGUACUCAUGAUUCGCCUAUUGCUGGAAGUAGUAAUGUAUUUGAGAGAGGAACAAAAACACACGCGGAGACUGAAUGGAACAGCAUUCAGAGAGUUGACGAAGUCUCUGGUAUACAACAUACUUGUAUUAGCGACAGUCUUAUUUCUCCUUCAAGUGGUCUUGUUAGCAAUAAGAGAGGAUUGGACUCGAUUGGACUUGCUGUAUAUGGGUCUGGAAAGUCAAAAUUGCCAUCUUUCUCCAGUAGACGUGGUAGAGAAAGCAUGGGAGAAGAUAUCUUGUCUCCCAGUUGUGGUGAUGAUGAUGAUUUGUUCUGCGGGAAGUUUUUCAAGGAUAAAAAGGAAAUGAGCACAAAGUUGAGGUUGCAUGCAGUUAGUAAAAGCUUUGAGUUCCACACAGAAUAUUCAGACAAAACACGUUAUGUUCUUAGUUGUGUGGAUGAAAGAUGCAGUUGGAGUUUUCGUGCAAAAUCAGUUAAAGGAUCUCAGAGUUUUUUUGUUCGUCAUUAUGUAUCUAAACAUACUUGUGACACUUCUCUGAGAACUGUUAGUCAUCGGCAAGCUACUGCAAAAUUGUUGGGAACUAUGGUCAGCAAUCAUUAUGAAGGAGGAAAGAUUGGGCUGAAACCUAAACAGAUCAUGGAAAAAGCUAGAAAUGAUCAUGGUGUUGUGAUUACAUAUUCAAAGGCUUGGAGGUCUCAAGAGCACGGCCAAGAUAUAGCUAGGGGUACUCCUGAUGACAGUUAUGAAGCUUUGCCCAGUUGGUUUCACAUGAUAAAAGAAAAGAAUCCAGGUUCUGUGACUUUUAUCGAAGUUGAUGCUGUUGGGAAAUUCAAAUACGCAUUUUUGUCGCUUGGUCCAUCUAUCAGAGGGUUUAAGUUGAUGAGGAAGGUACUUUCUGUUGAUGGUGCCCAUCUGAAAUCAAAGUAUAAAGGGACUCUACUUGCUGCCACAGCACAAGAUGGUAAUUUUCACUUGUAUCCUAUAGCUUUUGCUAUAGUUGAUUCUGAGAAUGAAGCCUCAUGGAGUUGGUUUAUGAAAUGUCUGAAAACCAUCAUUCCUGAUGAAGAGGAUUUGGUUUUUGUCUCUGAUCGUGCGGCCUCUAUUGAAAAAGCUCUUUUACAACAUUAUCCUGUUGCUCACCAUGGAAUCUGCAUCUUUCACUUUCAAAAGAAUGUCCAGGACAAUUUCAAAAGUUCAACACUUGUCCCUUUGGUUGUUGAAGCUGGUUAUGCCUACACCAAAGCUGAUUUCGAUUGCUAUUUUCAAGAGAUUGAGGAGUCCGACAUUGUAUUAGCAGAUUAUCUUCGUAAAGCAGACUUCAGGAAGUGGACCCGAGCUUAUUCUCCUGCUAAUCGCUUCAACAUCAUGACGUCAAACUUGGCCGAAUCUAUAAAUUCUUUGCUGAAAGUGAGUCGUGAGUAUCCAAUUGUCUGUCUUUUUGACACUAUUAGGAUGAUAAUGACUAAGUGGUUCACUGAACGACGUGAGGAAGGAGUUCGUCACAUGCACCCUGUCACUGUCGAAGUGGGGAACAAGAUGAAGGAGCUAUAUGAUUUUACGUCUCGCUUCCUUGAAGUUUCCAAAAUCAAUGAUUCAGAGUUUGAGGUUAAGGGAGAUACAAGAGAUCAAGUGGUGAAUUUUCAAACAAGGCAUUGUUCAUGUUUUGUGUUUGAUAUUGAGAAGUUUCCUUGUGCUCAUGCAAUUGCCGCUGCAAAAUCUGGGAAUAAGCACGAAAAUGAUUAUGUCGAUGAGUUUUUCUCCAAUGAAAGGUUUACACUAGCAUAUUCAGAGAGUGUAUAUCCUGUUGGUGAUAAAACAUAUUGGGAUAUUCCUCCCCAUGUAGCUUCGUUUGUUUGUCGCCCUCCAUCUACACGCUUUCCUAGUGGGAGGAGGAAAAAAAAGAGGAUACCAAGUUCGUGGGAGUAUGGAAAAUAUCGGCCCAUAUCUAAACCAUCACCCAAGGCUUACAAAUGCAGCAGAUGUGGACAGAAAGGACACAACAAAGGUAGUUGUGUAAGGCCUAUUUGAUAACAGAGUAGUAUAAAAACUUGUGUGCAAUUGAUUAUUUUAUAUGAUGUUAUAAGAGAGAAUUGGAAUCGAAUAGAUUUUGGGGAACCUUUUACUAUUACAUUUUAUCGUUUUAUAAUGAUUUAUAAAGUUUACAGGUGUCUAAUAGAAGUUAUGUUCCUUUUAUUUUUACAUCUAUCAUUUUAUAAUGCUUUAUAAAUUUUGCAGGUGUCUAAUAGAAGUUAUGUUAUUUAUUAUACGAAAUGUGUGGUUACAUAAACUACCCUUUAUAAAUCAUUAGGAUUCAGAUUAAUUGUAGAAAUUAUAUGUUCGUUUGAUAUCUUAGCUUACUUGCAUGAACAUAAAUAAAAUAUGUUUCCUUAGCAAAGGUUUAAGGUACAAACCAAAAUAUAUUUUCCUCAUCAUGAAGGAUUAAGGGACAAGCCAAAAGAUGUUCCUCAUUGAAGACAUCAUCAAAAGAUAACACACUAAAACUGAAAAAGUUCCAUAGAUAUUUGUUAAAAGUACUAAAAAACUGAAAGAGCUUCAUUUCUUCAAAUUCGCGAUGCUUCUAAUCGGCAUUUUUAAGAUCUUCCAAAACACUUCCUAUCACAUCAUCAGCUGAAUCUUUCUCAAAUUGUUUCUUUUGUUUUUUCGAUUUGGGGGUGCCAACAUUGUGUUCCUUUAUAAGCAUAACAAUUAAGAAAAUCAGAAAUGAUAAUUGGAUGUAGUCAAUGAAAUUUGAAAGAAUAUUUUAUAAACCAUUAUACAUAGA